AUGAAAGUUAUCCUGGUUCUGACUUUCCUGGCCUGCCUGGCUCUCUGUCUGGCUCUUCCUCAGGUGGGACAUGGUUCUAUCAAUGGACCCAGUGGCCGCUUUCCCAUGACCAGAAAUUGGGCUGCUCCUCCUGUGGAUCUAAGCAAGCCCAUUAUUUUCCUGCCAGAGGCCACGCCCAUCCAUGAAGUCCAAGAGUCCCGAUCUGUUCAAACCAGACGCCACAAGAGUGGUUAA
Molecule: messenger RNA, 234 nt
Organism: Drosophila kikkawai
Lineage: Eukaryota; Metazoa; Arthropoda; Insecta; Diptera; Drosophilidae
Source: RefSeq, a predicted model, not a curated record